AUGGAGAACAAUGGCUGCUUCGGCAGAGACUGGGUUUAUCUGGUUUUGUCAGUCGCCCCCUACGUCUACAACUUGUGCGGCAAGUAUCCGUCUGAAAAAUGGAUCCGACGCUUCCUCAAGAGGAAUGAGGCCCAAAUUGCAGCAAGAUGGUCGUCAACACUCGAUCCAAUGCGGGCUCAAGCAUUCAACUUUCCUGUGGUUCAGGAUUUUUUCAGGCAGUUUGAGGCGGUGAUUGAGGAGCACGAUAUACCUUGGGAGAAUGUAUACAACAUGGACGAGAAAGGGAUACAGCUCGGAGGUGGUCGAAAAUCCAAUGGCCGCCUUUUUUUCUUCUGUCGCUACGACCGCCAAAAUUAUCGGAUUCACGGGGGUAACUUAGAAUUAGUUACGGUCAUAGAGUGUGUUUCUGCCAUUGGUGGCAACAUACUACCGGGUUUUAUUUUUGCAGGCGCAAUUAUCGACGCAGAGUCUUACAAAGUUCACCCCCUAAUAUUUCUAACUACAUCAGAAAAUGGAUGGACUGACGACUUUCUGUGCGCCAAAUGGUUUCAAAAAACCUUUAUUCCUCAGACUCGCGCUCUGAACAAGACAGGCAAACCUAUCCUCCUUAUCUACGACAGCCACGGUUCUCAUUUGACCACGGAUAUGAUUACACUUGCUGUAGAGAAUAAUAUCCAGCUUCUUUGUCUCCCCCCACAUACUACUCACCGCCUACAGUCUCUCGAUGUUGGCGUUUUUGGCCCCCUGCAAAAGGCCUGG
Messenger RNA from Serpula lacrymans var. lacrymans S7.9, 759 nucleotides. RefSeq lists its product as uncharacterized. Gene Ontology annotation, cellular component: nucleus. The annotation marks the transcript as partial. The transcript is spliced from 2 exons. NCBI's taxonomy places the organism in Eukaryota, Fungi, Basidiomycota, Agaricomycetes, Boletales, Serpulaceae. The record is from RefSeq and is a predicted model, not a curated record. Gene Ontology annotation, molecular function: DNA binding.